AGGAGAGUGGUUCUUGCGCAUCCAUCCUCGCCUUGGAUUGGCCGUGAGAUCUCGCGCGACUAGGACAAAAAAAAAAAAAAAAGCGAGUUGUGGGCAAGAUGGCGGCUACUGCUCCCGGCGUGGGCCGGCUAGAGGAAGAGGCCUUGCGGAGAAAAGAACGGCUGAAGGCCCUACGGGAGAAAACAGGGCGCAAGGACAAGGAAGAUGGGGAGCCGAAGACCAAGCAGCUCCGAGACGAGGAGGAGGAAGGCGAGAAGCACAGGGAACUCAGGCUGAGGAACUACGUCCCAGAGGAUGAGGACCUGAAGAGGAGGAGGGUACCCCAGGCCAAGCCAGUUGCAGUGGAGGAGAAGGUGAAGGAGCAGCUGGAGGCCGCCAAGCCUGAGCCCGUCAUUGAGGAAGUGGACCUGGCCAACCUGGCACCCCGGAAGCCUGACUGGGACCUCAAAAGAGAUGUGGCCAAAAAGUUGGAGAAGCUGGAGAAGCGGACACAGCGGGCCAUCGCCGAGCUAAUUCGUGAAAGGCUGAAAGGCCAGGAGGACAGCCUGGCCACUGCUGUGGAUGCCACCACCGAGCAGGAGGCCUGUGACUCUGACUGAGGUGGCUGCUACCUCCUUGCCUGUGACUCCGACUGAGAUGGCUGUUGCCUCCCUGCCUGCCAGGCCAACCUGUAGAUGGCCUCUGCAGGUGAGGCCAGAUUAAUGUCACCCUGGAUCUUAGACAGCCAAAGCAGGCUCGCUGGGGCUGAGGCCUGUGGCUAAGGACAGCUCUCGUCCCGAGGGUCCCUGCCUCCUGAGCGGGUAUGCCCACGCCCCUAUGUGUGUCUGUACCUGAACUUCCCCCAGUCUCAGAAGUAAAUCCCUAUGUGCAGCAAAAA
Cavia porcellus (domestic guinea pig) is the source of this 877-nucleotide messenger RNA. RefSeq names its product coiled-coil domain containing 12 (gene Ccdc12). NCBI's taxonomy places the organism in Eukaryota, Metazoa, Chordata, Mammalia, Rodentia, Caviidae. The record is from RefSeq and is a predicted model, not a curated record. The coding region runs from base 99 to 599 and encodes 166 amino acids. Gene Ontology annotation, cellular component: post-mRNA release spliceosomal complex; U2-type spliceosomal complex. The transcript has 7 exons.